GCCCUGCCCUGCCCAGCCUCUUCUAUCUCCGGCCUCCUCCGGACCUGACCCUCUGCCUGGCCCUGGGACGCCGCUGCCAAGCUUCCAAAGCCGAGGUGUGCCCACCAGCCCGAGCCUACGUCCACCGUAGAGUUGUUUGGUGCGGUCGCCCCAAACAGCUGGCUUCCAAAACCAGGACCCCUGGGCUGCCAUCUGGGUUCCCUUUCCACUGAGACCCGACCUCCCGGGAACCCAUUUCGUCCUUAGAUUCGUGCCUCUCCCAGGGUUAGAGACUGCUUGCUCCCCUCUCCAAUCAUCCGCCACCUGCCAAGACGUUGACGCUGCUGACCUCGCCCCCAGACUCCCUUGGGGGCUUUCAGCGUCCACCAUGGAAGCUGUGUACCUGGUGGUGAAUGGGGUGGGCCUAGUGCUGGACGUGCUGACCCUGGUGUUGGACCUCAAUUUCCUGCUGGUGUCCUCCCUGCUGGCUGCUCUCGCCUGGCUCCUGACCUUCAUCUACAACCUCCCGCACACGGUGCUCACCGGUCUGCUGCACGUGGGCCGCGGGGUCCUCUUUUCACUGCUGGCCUUGAUUGAAGGCUUGGUCCGGUUUGCCUUUGGAGGCCUGCAGGCCUUGUGUACUUUGCUGUACAGCUGCUACUCGGGCCUGGAAAGCCUGAAACUCCUGGGCCACCUGGCUUCCCACGGGGCCUUGCGGAGCCGGGAGAUCCUACACCGAGGCUUCCUCAAUGUGGUGUCCAGUGGCCAUGCCCUGCUGCGCCAGGCCUGUGACAUCUGCACCAUUGCCAUGAGCCUGGUGGCCUACGUGAUCAACAGUCUAGUCAACAUCUGCCUCAUUGGCACCCAGAACCUCUUCGCCCUGGUGCUGGCCCUGUGGGAGGCAGUGAUGGGGUCCCUGUGGAGGAUGACAGACGUGGUGGCCGCCUUCUUAGGCCACAUUUCCAGCAGUGCUGUGGCCACGGCCAUCCUCCUGUGGACACCCUGUCAACUUGCACUGGAGCUGCUGGCCUCAGCCACCCGCCUCCUGGCCAGCUUCGUGCUGGUCAACAUCACCGGUCUGGUGCUGCUGGCCUGUGUGCUGGCCGUCACGCUAAUUGUGUUGCACCCCGACCUCACCUUGAGGCUGGCCACCCAGGCCCUCAGUCAGCUUCACACCUGGCCAUCCUACCACCGGCUCCGAGAGGAUGUGCUGCGGCUGUGCCGCCUAGUGAUGGGCUUAGAGACCUGGCGCCAAGUCUGGAGCCGCAGCCUGCAGUUGGUGAGCUUUCCAAACCGAGGAGGGGCCCCUGGUGCCGCCCAGGGGGGCCCUAGGCGGGUGUCCUCAAACAGAACCCGGGGACAAGAGACUCCUGCGGCCAGGCCCACAUCAGAGGCAGAAGAAGAAGCGGACAGAGCAUCGGCAUCUGCCCGCGGCAGGGAGAGACUCAAUGAGGAGGAGCCUGCCGCUGCCGCCGGGCAAGACCCGUGGAAGUUGUUGAAGGAGCAAGAGGAGCGGAAGAAGUGCGUCAUCUGCCAGGACCACAGCAAGACGGUGCUGCUCCUGCCCUGCCGGCACCUGUGCCUGUGCCAGGCGUGCACGGAAAUCCUGAUGCGCCACCCCAUUUACCAUCGCAACUGUCCGCUCUGCCGCCGGGGCAUCCUGCAGACGCUCAACGUCUACCUCUGAAGGUGCCCCACCUGCUCCCCACUCCUCCACGCUGGCUGGCACCUGGCCUGGGGCUCCUCCCUGCUCCUGGGGCUAUCAGGCCGGGCAGCUAGGACGUCAAGAUGGGCACUCUGCAGACUAUGGGGGGUUGGUGGUAGGGCACCAUGCCUCGCCUUACCCCGAGGAUGCCUGUGAUGCUCUGAGUGGUGAGUGCGCCACUAUACAAGGGCCCCGGGGCCUGCCUCCCACCUGCCCAGGGUCCCCUCCGAUGCCAGCCCCUCGGGCUUCUCUGCUCCAGCUCCUCCUUGAGAUUGGCAAGCCCUCUCCGGUGCCUGCCUCAGUUCUCCCUAGCUUCUGCAGCCACAACACACUGGCAUGGUCAUUCAGGUAUUCUGGCAGGAUCCUAAACUUCAGGGUUCAGCCAGAGCCGCCCCCGCAUCUGGCAGGCUUUGGGUGUAGAACUUCUCAACUACCAUGCACACCUGUCAGGGUCGUAGGAGGCUGCCUCUCCACCCAGGGCCAAGAGCUGGGAUAAAGAGAUCAUCCCUGGAAUUGGGGGUGGGGCAGCUAAGUGAUACUUGGCUUUGGGACCACGUACCUUCUGGCACCCCAGCUCUACAGGGGUCCCGGGGUGCUGACCAGAUUUCGACUUGUACAUUUUUAACUCACUCCCCACACCACAUGGAAAAUGGCAUUCCCUGGUUGGUCUGUCCCUGGCACCAGGGUGGGAGGGCAGACUGCACAGUUCACUAGGGUCCAAACACAGGAGGGGUGGGCCCAAGGGGCAUGCCACUCCCCAGGGCACCGGCCCGGCACCGCUUCCAGUGAAUAAAGUUCUGUUGACAACUCA
Messenger RNA from Echinops telfairi (small Madagascar hedgehog), 2495 nucleotides. It is a transcript of the gene RNF26, whose product is annotated as ring finger protein 26. Gene Ontology annotation, biological process: protein ubiquitination; ubiquitin-dependent protein catabolic process. Bases 368 to 1666 code for a protein of 432 amino acids. The record is from RefSeq and is a predicted model, not a curated record. Gene Ontology annotation, molecular function: ubiquitin protein ligase activity. The transcript has a single exon. Lineage: Eukaryota; Metazoa; Chordata; Mammalia; Afrosoricida; Tenrecidae.